Cyclopterus lumpus (lumpfish) is the source of this 2402-nucleotide messenger RNA. RefSeq names its product NEDD1 gamma-tubulin ring complex targeting factor (gene nedd1). The record is from RefSeq and is a predicted model, not a curated record. NCBI's taxonomy places the organism in Eukaryota, Metazoa, Chordata, Actinopteri, Perciformes, Cyclopteridae. Gene Ontology annotation, cellular component: spindle pole; ciliary basal body; pericentriolar material. Gene Ontology annotation, molecular function: gamma-tubulin binding. Gene Ontology annotation, biological process: microtubule nucleation; mitotic cell cycle. Bases 130 to 2127 code for a protein of 665 amino acids. The transcript has 16 exons.
UAUUAAAAAAAGCAAAGCUUGUACUUUUGGCCCUUGCCGGUUUCCGUAGUGGCGGUUUAUUGGCUGCAGCCGGUCCAACAAAACAAACCAUCUCCACUAACUUGUUAACUUACCGGUCCCGGCGUUGCCAUGGAGGAGGUGACCCGCCUGGUGUCCACAGGAGACUGUGUGAGGAUCUGGGACUCCGGCUCCAUGGCGCCGCUGGAGCAGUUCAACCCUCACAGCAGCAGCCACCCGGUGGCUCAGGCCUGCUGGAGCUCCAACAACCAGUACCUGGUCAGCGCCAGCAGCAGUGGAGACAAGCUGGUGGUUUCCAGCCUCAAAUCCUCUGUGGUCCCAGUGGUGGAACUGGGCGAAGGGAAAAAGCAGACCAGUGUGUGUCUGAGUUCCUCGUCUCAGUUCCUGGCCAGCGGAGGUCUGGAUCACUGCGUGCACAUCUGGGACCUGAAGACCAAGAGGCUGCACCGCUCCCUGAAGGACCACAAUGAGGAGGUGACCUGCGUGUCCUUCAACGCCAACGACAGCCUCGUGGCCUCCGGGUCCACCAGCGGAGACCUGGUCCUCCACAGCCUGACCACCAACCUGUCCAGCAAGGCCUUCGGGCACGGCAGCAACCAGCCGGUCCACGCCCUGCGUCUGUCCCCCCUGAAGCGCUCUCUGCUGGGCAGCGUCUCUUCCAGCGGCACGGUGGUCCUGUGGGACUCCAACACCCAGAAGGAGCUCCACGUGUUCGAUGGCGCCCACAAGGCUCCGGGCUCCGGCCUCGCCUUCUCCCCCGCCAGCGAGCUGCUGCUGGUCAGCGUCGGCCUGGACAAGAAGAUCGUGUGCUACGACGCGGCCAGCAAGAUCGUCCUGAGGACCAUCCGGGUGGACGGCCCUCUGACGUCGGUGGACUUCAUGCCUGACGGCUCUGGUCUGGUUGUGGGCUCCACUCAGGGGAAGAUCUACCAGUACGACCUGAGGAACUCCAGCGCGCCCAUCAGGGUCACGGUGGCUCACAGAACCUCCGUCACCUGCCUCCGCUUCCAGAGCAACACCAGCAAACACAAGUCCAGUAAAUUGGGCUCCACCAAGAUUGUCAAGAGAUCUUCAAUCAAACUGUCAAGCAGCCAGACAGACCCCGCCCCCGGCACAGACCCCGCCCCCGGCACAGGCCCCACCCCCGGCACAGGCCCCGCCCCCCUCCGACAGGUGACCGGCACAGCAGGGGGUGCUGAUCCAGAGCUGAUCUCUUGGGAGGCUGCCGGUCUGCAGGGGUCAGAGCCGCUUCCUGUGGGGGAGAAGUUCAGCGGCGUUGGACGAAACAGUCUGGAUGUCUUCUCUCCUGCUCGGGAAGACUCUCGGUCCCAGGACUCGCCCUUUGGAAGGACUCACGUUACCGGUUUGGAGAUGCUGUCCAGAGAAGGGGAAGGUCAGCAGGUCAUCGGCCGGGCCAGUCUGGACAUCUUCUCCCCAGUCAGAGAAGAUUUGAACUCCCACCGUAAGACCCCCCUGGGAACGCCGCUGGUGGGCGCUGCAGCCCGCUGCUACAGCCCGCUGUCCGUCUUCCAGACCCCACCCCCAAUCAGAGAGGAGGAGCCAAUCCCUGCUGCUGCAGCCGAACCAUGUGACUCCAGAAAGUCCGACAAGGCCAGCAGCUCCAGCCUGGAAGGGGAGGGCCAGGCCACGCCCACAGUACCUCAACAGACCAAUCAUAGCCAGCCGGCCCCGCCCUUCUUCACUCCAGAUCCCAGCCUCAGGAGAGCCAAUGGGAUUCAAGCUCAGCUGAGCUACGAGUCUCCUGUCCAGAGACCUGCAGCCAGUAGCACAGCAGGUCCAGCUCUGUCGGCGGCUGUGUCCUCUUCUCUCUCCCAGAACAUCGCUGAGGUGGUGGGUCAGGGGGGAGCUGCUCCUCUCACGUCCCUUCAGAUCCACUUCAUCCAGAACAUGAUCCACGAGACUCUGGAGGACUUCAGGGACAACUGCCACAGGGACAUCGUCAACCUGCAGGUCGAGAUGGUCCGACAGUUUUACAUCCAGCUGAAUGAAAUCCACGGCCUGAUCGAGAAGUACUCCGUGAACGAGUCUCUGGUGGAGGAGGUGGAGCGGCUGAGGGAGGAGAACCGGCGGCUCAAGACCAACUACUGAGCCUGUGAUGUCAUCAUGUGACUCUUCUUCACACCAGCAGCACCAGACCCUUGAUUGGAGUCCUACAGACGUUCAAAUGUCCCGUUGAGUCCGUGGGACACGUGAACGCAUCUCUUGGUUUUUGUCUAUUAUAAAUAAAAAGAUAUGUUCCCUCCAGCCAGAGGGUGCUUAUGAGGCAUUGGUUCUCACCUUGUGUGCCUGUAUCAUGUUUAUAACAACAAUUUUGUCUAAAAAUUUAAAACAAAUAUUCAUAAUAAAAAUUAAACGAGAACUCC